AUGGGUGUCGCCAAACGCACUCGAAAAUUCGCCCAGGUUAAGCGUAUAAUUGGAAAGCGCGAUGCCAGGUUAAAACAGAACCAGGGCAAAGAUGCGGCUAUCAACAAGAAGAAGGCAGCUGAAGCCGCUACCGAUGAGGUUGUGAGAGAAGUGAAGGAGAUGCCUGUUCAAAUGUUCUUCUCUCACAAUACCGCCCUUGUUCCUCCCUACAACUGCCUCGUUGAUACCAACUUCAUCACGCACUCCGUCCAGCGGAAGCUGUCUCUUGUCCAGGCUAGCAUGGAUCUCCUUUAUGCCAAGGUCAACAUGUAUAUCACCACAUGUGUUCUUGCCGAGUUGGAAAAGCUCGGACCCAAGUAUAGGUUGGCUCUUCGUGUUGCCAAGAGUGAGAAUUUCGAGGUUCUCAAGUGUCAACAUAAGGGUAUCUAUGCCGAUGACUGUAUCUUCGAUCGUGUCUCGAAAUCCCGCAUCUUCAUUGUUGGGACAGACGACAAGGAUCUUCAGAGGCGGUUGAGGAAGAUUCCUGGCGUACCCAUCAUGAAGGUAGGCAGGGGAAAGUAUGUGAUUGAGAACAUGCCGGGUGCUCCUCAAUGA
Scedosporium apiospermum is the source of this 594-nucleotide messenger RNA. RefSeq lists its product as uncharacterized. The record is from RefSeq and is a predicted model, not a curated record. Gene Ontology annotation, cellular component: nucleolus; small-subunit processome. Lineage: Eukaryota; Fungi; Ascomycota; Sordariomycetes; Microascales; Microascaceae. The transcript has 6 exons. The coding region runs from base 1 to 594 and encodes 197 amino acids.